This is a messenger RNA of Vigna radiata var. radiata (mung bean), 1459 nucleotides long. RefSeq names its product rho GDP-dissociation inhibitor 1. Gene Ontology annotation, biological process: Rho protein signal transduction. The transcript has 5 exons. Lineage: Eukaryota; Viridiplantae; Streptophyta; Magnoliopsida; Fabales; Fabaceae. Gene Ontology annotation, molecular function: protein binding; Rho GDP-dissociation inhibitor activity. Gene Ontology annotation, cellular component: cytosol; cytoplasm; membrane. The record is from RefSeq and is a predicted model, not a curated record. The coding region runs from base 401 to 1150 and encodes 249 amino acids.
UGGUAGUCGUGGAGGCAAGUGCUACUCCCAACCCUUUCACUCUCUUUCAUACCAUAUUUUCUCGUUGAAAGUUCCUUCCUUUCGGAUCACCACAUGACCGUUUCCUUCUCUGUUAUUUUCCCAAAUUAAAAAAUUUUAAAAAAACUCUCUCUUUCUAUCUCAUUUGCCUUCUUGGCGUCUUUUCUUGCUACCAGAGCGUUUUUUACCUUUGUUGGCAUUCUUUGACCCACUUCUUUCCUUCCUCCCAGACUCUUUUUCUCUUUCGUUUUCUGAGCCCAAGGUAGCCUUUUUCUUUUGCCAUUCUCGUUGUGUGGAAGAUUCCACCAAGUGGGUGUUUUCAGGCCAUUCUAUUUGCGUGUGCGUGUGUGUUUGUAUUUUUCUCUGCGUUGAUGGGUUGUUGAUGUCUCUGGCCAUUGCGAAAGACAUGGGUUUUGAUGACAAAGUGAAAGACAAUGAGGGUGCAGGUGAUGAUGAUGCCUCUCAGGUGCACGAGGGAAAAGCCGGUACUGAUCAUGAAGAAAGUGCGGAUGAAGGGGGAGGGACCCUCAGCAGAUACAGGAGCGAGAGUUCCGUUGCUGCUACCACCGAAGAUGAAGAUGAUGAUGAGGAGAGAAAGAUUGAAUUGGGUCCUCAGUGCACUCUGAAGGAACAACUCGAGAAGGAUAAGGAUGACGAGAGCUUGAGGAGGUGGAAGGAACAGCUUCUUGGAAGUGUGGACAUAAAUUCUGUUGGAGAAACUCUGGAGCCAAGUGUGAAGAUCCUUAGCCUUGCAAUUAAGGCUGCUGGUAGACCUGACAUUGUUCUUGCAAUACCAGAAGGAGGAAAUCCCAAGGGUAUGUGGUUUACUUUGAAAGAGGGUAGUCGUUACAGCCUGAUGUUCACUUUCUUGGUGGAGAAUAACAUCGUUUCAGGUCUCAAAUACACCAACACUGUGUGGAAAACUGGUAUGAAAGUUGACAGCACUAAAGAAAUGAUUGGAACGUUCAGCCCUCAAGCAGAGCCUUACACACAUGAGAUGCCUGAAGAGACAACACCAUCUGGAAUGUUUGCUAGAGGAGCAUAUACAGCAAGAAGUAAGUUUGUUGAUGAUGACAACAAGUGCUACUUAGAGAUUAACUACACUUUUGAUAUCAGAAAGGAUUGGCAGUAAGAAUCAAGGGAGCCGUCCUUGAGUGACAUGUUAUCCUAAAUCAUUGUUAUUUGUGCUGAAAUCUCUUUCAGUGUUACCUGCUUCUUACUAACAGUUUAAUUAUUUCUAAUCCUGUCUGAGGCUGGUAAUUUGAACAAUGAUGAGAGGAUUUGGGAGAUGAAAUUGGUAUUCAUUUGAUAGAUAAUUUUGUCAAUAAAAUUAGUAAGUAACUAUGCUCCAUGUUUCUUUCCAGGGUUGCAAUGUAAGUAAUAAAUACAUACAUAUGGUUUUGAAUUCUAAUUUGAUAUCCACUCUGAACAUGUGGGAAUU